UAGGACAAAUUGAUCCAAAGAUGCUACACUUCCAAGUUUUUUUGCUCCUCUUUCCAAUCAGCCUUACCGCAAUGCAGCAAAGUAACAGCCAUGUUUUUGGUAAACUUGGAGAAACUGUUCAUUUGUCUUGCUUUUACCAGAAACAAAUAGCCAUGCACUUCUCCUGGUACAAGCAUGAACCUGGGCAUAAUCCCAAACUCAUCUCCACCAUUUACAAGUAUGAUCAGAAAGCCAUGUUUUACCAUAAUUUCAAGAAUAAUAGCCGCUUUUCUGUGCUAAAUGAAAAAGGGAUACAUCAGUUGGUGAUAAAUAACCUACAGUUCUCAGACUCUGCGACAUACUACUGUGGAAGCUCUUAUUCCAAUGUAAUGGAAAUUAUCCACGGGACAAAAUUGACAGUUGAAGGAUUACAAAGCCACGUUUUUGCAACACAACAUGAUUUAUAUCCAGUUCAUCCAGGAGAUACUGUGAGUGUGCUGUGCACAGUUCUAAAUCAGAUUUGUGAGGGAAACCACAGUGUCUACUGGCUCAUACACAAAUCACAGGAAUCUCAUCCACAAAUUAUUAAAGCAUAUGGCAUGAGUUUUGAUCAGUGUGAGUGGAGCUUGGAGGCUGGUUCCAGAGCACGUAGAUGUGUCUACAACUUCUCUAAAAGGAGCCUAAGCUUCUCUGAUGUUGGGACUUACUGUGCUGUUGUUGCAUGUGGGGAGGUACUCUUUGGAAAUAGAACCAAACUGGACAUUGCAGGUGCAGAUUCCACAGAACAGAUGAUGACAUUCGUUCUGCUUUCCAUUGUUAGAACUCUCCUUCUUUUAAUCGUUAUCGCUGUGUUUUAUAUUUGGUAUUGUAUGAAUUCAAAAAUAAUUGCAAAAGCUGGUUCUCCACCAUUGGGAAAGGCUUUUCUAGAAAGACCUUUCUGAGCAGAGAGAAGAUCAUUAUGAAAUCAGCCUGUUAUUAUUCAUAAUAUAUCUCUGCAAUUUUAAUGAAUGUGAUGAAUUAGCUUGCUAACUACAUGUGUUAUUUAUUAAGGCAAACUUUUGAUCCAUGAAAUUUUUUUAAAGCUGUAUUUCCAUAUUUGUUUACAUUUACACAAAGCCACAGACAGAAUUACACAUUAAUGGUAAAUUAUAAAUAAAAUGUUAAUAGAUUAAUUAUUUUAUUAGUAGCAGAUGCAUUUUAUGAGAAUGGCACAUUUGGAAUCAUCAUAAUCAAAUAUGCACUUCCUCGCUAGGAUGUGAAUUGUUUAAUCUGGUUCAAAUUAUGAUUUCACUUAACGAUUCUGGUUUCAAAUAUUUUAAUACUUUUUAUGCUUCCAUAUAAAAACACAGUUAAUAAUCAUACUUUUUAAACAACUUUCAUUCCACCUCUGUGUUCAAUGAAACACUGCUGUGUAUCUUUUUUUCUCUUCAUACCCUGCUCCUCCUAAAAUUAAUACUAAGGUUAGGGGUGGGGUUGACAUUUGAAAUUCAUCCAUGUGUUUUUGAUCAUCCUUUAUCCUAUUCUAGAUUAUCCUACAUUAGUUUAAGUGCUUUUGGAGCAAAACAUUUUUACUUUUUCUCAUAAAUAAAACAUGAAAUAAGAUGAUAAAAGUGAGUGAGUGAGUUUAAUAAUCAGUCAUUUAGUCAAAGGAGUAACAAAGGCACACGAAACAUAUACAACAUAUAAAAUUGUAUGUUUCAAUCAAACAUUAAUUUCAGCUGAAAUACUUACCUUUCAUCUUUAGCUGUAAAAGUUGUGCCUGUCUGUUUUUAUUUUCCCUUGAUGUGUCGUAGAUGAUAUGCUGUGACAAAUAAUUUUAAGCAAACUUUUAAAAACAGGUCACUUAACCUUUUUGUUCCAUCCUGUCUCUGAAACCACAUGAUGUUUCUGUCUUGAUAUAUGUGUCUCCAUACCUGUGGGCACAUAUUGUACAAGAAACUUUCUAUAGCUCAUUACAUAUACUGCACAUAGUUGUCUCUGACCCCAUUACAAGGCAAAAACAAAGGCAAAGAGGAAGAAAACAACAAAAAUAUUGUUAAUACAAUGAAUUCAUAUCUUGAAAUGUUGUACUCAUCAGCUUUGACAUAUUUAA
Molecule: messenger RNA, 2071 nt
Organism: Myxocyprinus asiaticus (Chinese sucker)
Lineage: Eukaryota; Metazoa; Chordata; Actinopteri; Cypriniformes; Catostomidae
Gene: nitr9
Product: novel immune-type receptor 9
Exons: 4
Coding region: 21-920 (299 amino acids)
Biological process (GO): response to bacterium
Source: RefSeq, a predicted model, not a curated record